This is a messenger RNA of Selaginella moellendorffii, 1237 nucleotides long. Its product is annotated as extensin-1. The record is from RefSeq and is a predicted model, not a curated record. The coding region runs from base 1 to 1215 and encodes 404 amino acids. NCBI's taxonomy places the organism in Eukaryota, Viridiplantae, Streptophyta, Lycopodiopsida, Selaginellales, Selaginellaceae. The transcript is spliced from 2 exons.
AUGGAGCUUGCAAACAUCUCUGAGCUUCGGCUGCUGCUACUGCUGCUUCUCAUGGCUUCUUGCUUCGCGACCGACGAUCCGGCGACGGUGGGCGACAAUGAUCUCGUCGUCGGACGGGUUUUCUGCGACCGAUGCAUCGAGGGCCGCUUCUCCGAGUACGCAAUCUUCGUCAAAGAACUCUUGCUCAAUAGAACUUACCACUGGCGAUGGUUUGAUCGCGUUCCAGGUGCCAAAGUCGCACUCGAAUGCACGCAGCAAGACGGGGGGAUUCACGUCGUCGAGGCAGUGACGGACUCGGCCGGAGCGUUCGCCAUUCCGGUGGACGAGCCCGGCUCUUCGUGCGCCGUGAAGCUGCUGAGCACUCCCACUCCGCAGUGCAACAUCGCGGCCAAGCACGCACAGACGCUCAACGCCAACAUGCGCACCAAGGACAACGUUAUCUACGUCGGCCUUCUCAGCUUCCGGCCCGAGGAGCCGCUUCCCAUCUGUUCCCAAAGGGCUUACUACGCUUCGCCGCCGCUGCCACCCGAGUACUGCUACGCACCACCGGCAUACUCUUCUCCAGCACCUGUAAGUCGACCGCCAUCACCCCCUCCAGCGUACUCCUCUCCAGCACCGAUAAGCCGACCACCAUCGCCACCUCCAGCGUACUCUUCACCAGCACCGAUAAGUCGACCGUCAUCGCCACCUCCGUAUGCUUCUCCAGCGCCGAUAAGUCGACCACCAUCGCCACCACCGUACUCUUCCCCAGCACCAGUUAGUCGGCCACCGUCGCCACCACCUUACUCGUCUCCAGCACCAGUCAGUCGGCCACCAUCGCCACCACCUUACUCAUCCUCAGCACCGCCAGCUUACUCCUCCCCAGCACCUAUAAGUCGACCACCAUCGCCGCCACUGUACUCUUCUCCCGCUCCUAUAGUCCGCUCCUCCCCGCCCCCGCUCUAUUCCUCUCCAGCUCCCACAACUCGUGCUUCACCGCCACCUUUGUACUCUUCCCCGGCUCCGACUGUCCGCUCGUCUCCGCCGCCCCUCUAUGGCUCGCCUGGUCCAAUUGUUCGGGGACCCCCGCCUCCACUCUACUCAUCUCCAGCUCCAACCGCUCGACCAUCGCCACCACCACUGUAUGGUUCACCGGCUCCAACAGUAAGACCCGCGCCACCGCCAGUUUAUUCCUCUCCGGCACCGAUUGCUCGAGCUUCACCGCCCCCGUACUAAAGCAUCGAACGAGAUAGAUCGA